Messenger RNA from Bipolaris maydis ATCC 48331, 618 nucleotides. RefSeq lists its product as uncharacterized. Lineage: Eukaryota; Fungi; Ascomycota; Dothideomycetes; Pleosporales; Pleosporaceae. The record is from RefSeq and is a predicted model, not a curated record.
AUGGAAACUUUUGACAUCAACAACAGCGGCACCUUUUGCGUCCGACCUGAGAAGACAAGAUACGUUCUGCCUAGGAAACUCUUAAUUCGCCACUCCGGACUGUUAAGACGGGAAUUGUUCGAAAACACCCAGGGACAAAGCCUUGAUCUAGAAGGCGUCUCCACUGAGGAGUUCGAUGUCUUCGUGUUCUGGCUGUACGAGAAGAAGCUACCUUCAUCAGCCCAAAGGAUUGACUCUUGGAUUACAUUCAAAAUGUACAUAUUCGCAGAUGUAUUCUCAGUGCCUGGCUUCAAAAACGCAUUGAUGGAUGCAGUUUUUCAUGAGCUUUCUUCGAGUUACAUGGACAACAUAACGGUCCGUAAGCUUUUUGAGGACCUUUCACAGAACGAUCCAUUGCUUCAGCUACUCGUCGAUUCAUUCUGUAUCAAUGGUGACAUCACCAAAAUGUCAGAAGAUGAUCUCGCCAGCAUUGAUAGCUUGCCAAAGCAAUAUCUGACUCGAGUCAUCCGCAAGCUUCACCAGCUAGGCCAACUGCCUGAGAAGGAAAAAAAACUAUAUCGUGCAGACUACAAUAUUUCAGCAUGUUUAUCGGAUCCGACUGAUGAGGGCAAAGAGUGA